Messenger RNA from Trichogramma pretiosum, 5954 nucleotides. It is a transcript of the gene na, whose product is annotated as sodium leak channel non-selective protein. Bases 329 to 5566 code for a protein of 1745 amino acids. The transcript is spliced from 21 exons. Gene Ontology annotation, cellular component: membrane. The record is from RefSeq and is a predicted model, not a curated record. Gene Ontology annotation, biological process: transmembrane transport; monoatomic ion transport. NCBI's taxonomy places the organism in Eukaryota, Metazoa, Arthropoda, Insecta, Hymenoptera, Trichogrammatidae. Gene Ontology annotation, molecular function: monoatomic cation channel activity.
AGCUCGCGUCGUCGCAAGCAGCAGCAGCUGACGAACCAAGGGGUACAGUAGAAGCUCGGAGAAACGCGGAGAGCUUUUUCUCGCCCGAAAGUAAUCCCGAAGCUCGUAUUCCGCGUACCGAAGUUAUGUCUUUAACGCGUUGAGAUCGUGUGUCGUCGUCAGCAUGUAUUUGGACGGGCCGCCAAAUCGUUGGCACUUGGCAUCAUCGACGCGCAGGGAUGUUGUUUUCUCGUACGAAGAGCAGUGCUGAAACGGCUGGCAGCGAAACAUCUAUUAAUGAUGUCAUCCAGGAUUGACAGCCGACAAGUCGCAAUCGAUUUUUGACACUAUGCUCGGGCGAAAGCAAAGCCUGAAGGGAGAACCAAUUCUGGCCGAUUACGGCCCAGAAGAGUCUCUCAAUGAAAAUGCUGAUAUUGAAUGGGUGAAUAAGCUAUGGGUGCGCAGAUGCAUGAGGGCCUGCGCCCUCGUCUCGCUGGCCUCGGUCUGCCUCAACACCCCGAAGACGUUCGAGAAGGUCCCGUCGCUGCAGUACAUCACCUUCGUGAGCGAUCUCGUCGUCACUUUCCUCUUCACCGCCGAGAUGAUCGCCAAGAUGCACAUACGCGGCAUCCUGAAGAGCGACAAGUCCUACCUGAAGGAUCACUGGUGCCAGUUCGACGCGAGCAUGGUCUUCUUCCUGUGGAUAUCGGUGAUCCUGCAGAUGUUCGAGAUGCUCGGCAUCAUGCUCAAGUUCAGCUACGCGUCGAUACUGCGCGCCCCGCGGCCCCUCAUAAUGAUACGUUUUUUACGCGUGUUUCUCAAGUUCUCCAUGCCGAAAGCGAGAAUCAAUCAGAUAUUCAAGCGUUCCAGCCAACAGAUCUACAACGUGACCCUCUUCUUCCUUUUUUUUAUGUCGCUCUACGGCCUGCUGGGCGUGCAAUUCUUCGGCGAGCUCACGAAUCACUGCGUCCUCAACACGACCGAUCCGCGCCAGAUCACCAUCAACAGUCUCGCCAUACCCGACACGUUCUGCUCGCUCGAUCCCGAGUCCGGCUACCAGUGCCCCGAGGGCAUGAAGUGCCUCAAGCUCCAGCUGUCCAAGUACAUCAUGGGCUUCAACGGCUUCGACGAGUUCGCCACCAGCAUAUUCACGGUCUACCAGGCCGCCUCCCAGGAGGGCUGGGUCUUCAUCAUGUAUCGGGCGAUCGACAGUCUGCCCGCCUGGCGUGCCAUCCUCUACUUCAGCACGAUGAUCUUCUUUCUGGCCUGGCUCGUCAAGAACGUCUUCAUCGCCGUCAUCACCGAGACGUUCAACGAGAUCCGGGUGCAGUUCCAGCAGAUGUGGGGAGUGCGCGGGGCCAUCAGCAACAGCACCGCGUCGCAGAUGUUGACGGGCGACGAGACCACCGGCUGGAAGCUCAUCACCCUGAGCGAGAACAAGCACGGGGGCUUGGCGUCGCCGCUGUGCCACGCGAUUCUGCGCUCGCCGCAGUUUCGCAUGGUCGUGAUGUGCGCCAUCCUGGCCAACGGCCUCAUCACCGCCACGAUGAACUUCAAGCACGACGAGCGGCCGAGGCACACGUUCUACGACAAGUACUACUACGCCGAGAUCGUGUUCACGAUUCUGCUGGAUCUCGAGUCGCUGUUCAAGAUCUGCUGUCUGGGCUUCAAGAGCUACUGGAAGCACUCGAUACACAAGUUCGAGCUGCUGCUGGCCAUCGGCACGAGCGUACACAUUCUGCCCUUUUUCUACCUGUCAGGUUUCACCUACUUUCAGGUUCUUCGAGUUGUAAGAUUGAUCAAAGCUUCACCCAUGCUGGAGGAUUUCGUGUACAAAAUUUUCGGCCCUGGAAAAAAAUUGGGCAGUUUGAUCAUUUUCACUAUGUGCUUGCUCGUCAUAUCGUCCAGUAUAUCGAUGCAGCUCUUUUGCUUCUUGUGUGACUUUACGAAGUUCGAAACAUUUCCAGAGGCCUUUAUGUCUAUGUUUCAAAUCCUGACUCAAGAGGCUUGGGUCGAGGUAAUGGACGAAACGAUGCUACGUACCCACGAAUCGAUCGCUCCGCUGGUCGCGGUCUACUUCAUUCUCUACCAUUUGUUCGUCACAUUGAUCGUGCUCAGUCUUUUCGUCGCCGUGAUCUUGGACAAUCUCGAGCUGGACGAGGACAUUAAAAAACUGAAGCAACUCAAGUUCCGAGAACAGAGCGCCGAAAUCAAGGAGACCCUACCGUUUCGCUUGAGGAUAUUCGAAAAGUUCCCGGACAGUCCGCAAAUGACCUGUCUGCACAAAGUGCCGUCGGACUUUAAUCUGCCAAAGGUGCGAGAGAGCUUCAUGAGGCAGUUCGUUUACGAAGUGGAGGACGAGGAGAAUGAAAACUCCAAGAAGGUCAACGAGACGUUCGAUUCGAAGAUGGUUUAUCGCAAGCAGAGGCCGCUUCAGAUUUUAAACAAACCACCCAAAGUCCGAGUAGUGGAGAACAAUUUUAAAAAAGCAGCUGUCAAUUAUAUCAUCAAUGACUCCAACAACCAGAGAUUAUUGUUGGGUGAUUCAGCUAUGAUACCAGUUCCUGGCAAGGGUCUAUUGAAGCCGCAAGGAACCGUCAACAGUUCGAAGCAAUUGAGAAUUGACCAAAAGAAAUCCAUACGCAGAAGCGUGAGAAGCGGCUCGAUCAAGCUGAAGCAGACGUACGAGCACCUGAUGGAGAACGGCGACAUCGGCGCGAUGAAUCGGGUCAGCUCGUCUCGCAGCAGGCCCCACGACCUGGACAUCAAACUGCUGCAGGCCAAGCGACAGCAGGCCGAGAUGCGAAGAAAUCAACGCGAAGAGGAUUUGCGGGAGAAUCAUCCGUUCUUCGACACGCCGCUGUUCGUCGUGCCUCGCGAGAGCAGAUUUCGCAAGAUCUGCCAGUUGCUGGUCUACGCGAGAUACGACGCGAGACUGAAGGAUCCACUCACGGGCAAGGAGAGAAAAGUCCAGUACAAGAGCUUGCACAAUUUUUUGGGCCUCGUCACCUACCUCGACUGGGUGAUGAUAUGCGCCACGACCUUCUCCUGCAUCUCCAUGAUGUUCGAGACGCCCAACUAUCGCGUCAUGGAGGUGCCCGCCCUCCAAAUAGCCGAGUUCGGCUUCGUCAUCUUCAUGAGCAUCGAGCUGGCCCUCAAGAUCCUCGCGGACGGCCUCUUCUUCACGCCCAAGGCCUACAUCAAGGACGUCGCCUCGAUCCUCGACGUCUUCAUCUACGUCGUCAGUCUCGUCUUUCUCUGCUGGAUGCCCAAGAGCGUCGAGCCCAACUCGGGCGCUCAGCUGCUCAUGAUUCUGCGCUGCGUGCGCCCACUGCGCAUAUUCACCCUCGUGCCUCACAUGCGCAAGGUCGUCUACGAGCUCUGUCGCGGCUUCAAGGAGAUCCUCCUCGUAUCGAUCCUGCUGAUUCUGCUCAUGUUCGUGUUCGCCAGCUACGGCGUGCAGCUGUACGGCGGCCGUCUGGCGCGCUGCAACGAUCCGACCAUACUGAAGCGCGAGGAGUGCGUGGGCGUGUUCAUGCGUCGCGUCUUCGUGACGAAGAUGAAGCUGCAGCCGGGCCCGAACGAGAGCUACCCGUCGAUCCUCGUGCCGAGGGUCUGGGCCAAUCCGCGAAGAUUCAACUUCGACAACAUAGGCGACGCGAUUCUGACGCUGUUCGAGGUGCUCUCGUUCAAGGGUUGGCUGGACGUGCGCGACGUACUCAAUAAAGCUCUGGGACCCAUACACGGCAUUUACAUUCAUAUCUAUAUUUUUCUUGGAUGCAUGAUAGGCUUGACCCUCUUCGUCGGCGUAGUCAUCGCGAAUUACUCCGAGAACAAAGGCACGGCUCUGCUCACGGUCGAUCAGAGGAGAUGGUGCGAUUUGAAGAAGAGAUUGAAGAUCGCUCAACCGCUGCACUUGCCGCCGAGGCCCGACGGCAAAAAAUUUCGAGCCUUCAUCUACGACAUAACUCAAAAUAUAUACUUCAAGCGUUUCAUAGCUAUAAUCGUCCUUACGAACAGCGCACUCUUGUGCGUGUCGUGGAGAGACGGCGAGGAUUACACGAAGCCCCUCGCCACGGUCUCCACGCUGCUGACGCUGAUAUUUUUGACCGAGGUCAUCAUGAAAAACAUCGCGUUCACGCCGAGAGGCUACUGGCAGUCGAGGCGCAAUCGUUACGAUCUGCUCGUGACGGUCGUCGGUGUGAUUUGGAUUGUGAUUCACGGUACAAUGCAGAACGAUCUCUCGUACGUGAUUGGAUUUAUGGUGGUCAUCUUGCGCUUCUUCACGAUAACCGGCAAACACACGACCCUAAAAAUGCUGAUGCUGACCGUCGGUGUGUCGGUCUGCAAGAGUUUCUUCAUCAUCUUCGGCAUGUUUCUAUUGGUAUUUUUCUACGCCCUAGCGGGAACGAUAUUGUUCGGUACCGUGAAGUACGGCGAGGGUAUCGGCAGACGAGCGAAUUUCGAGUCGCCGGUGACGGGCGUCGCCAUGCUCUUUCGCAUAGUCACCGGCGAGGACUGGAACAAGAUCAUGCACGACUGCAUGAUACAGCCGCCGUACUGCACCCCAGCGGCCAACUACUGGGAGACGGACUGCGGCAACUUUCACGCCUCGCUGAUAUAUUUCUGCACCUUUUACGUCAUCAUCACUUACAUCGUAUUGAAUCUACUCGUGGCUAUUAUCAUGGAGAACUUUUCCCUCUUCUACUCGAACGAAGAGGACGCUCUAUUGUCUUACGCCGACAUCAGAAAUUUCCAAAACACCUGGAACAUCGUCGACAUCCAUCAGAGGGGAGUCAUUCCCGUGCGCAGGGUAAAAUUCAUCCUUAGGCUGCUCAAAGGCCGUUUGGAAACGGAUCCGCAGAAGGACCGAUUGCUCUUCAAGUACAUGUGCUACGAAUUGGAAAGACUACACAACGGCGAGGACGUGACAUUCCACGAUGUCAUAAACAUGCUGUCGUACCGCUCGGUCGACAUAAGAAAAGCUCUGCAAUUGGAGGAGCUUUUGGCCCGAGAAGAGUUCGAAUACAUAAUCGAGGAAGAAGUCGCCAAGCAGACAAUUAGAACUUGGCUAGAGGGAUGCCUGAAAAAAAUACGAGCUACCGGGAAGCAACAAAAUAGUUUGAUCGCCGGACUGAGGGCGACCAACGAUCUCAACGCGGUGGUCCAAGAAAACAACGACGAGAAAAAAGAAGCUCCGGUUGAGCGCGAGGAAGAGACAGAAUCAAAAGAUAGCGAAGGCUUGCGACACAGGAGUAAAAAGAUGAUCGGACUGCCGAGAUCGGACAGUAUCGGUAGCAGCUCGGGUAGAAAAUAUCUGGCGCCCACACUGUCGGAUCCGGCAUCCAUACGAUCCGAGAAAGAAAAGAUCGCGGCAUCUAAAAAGCGUAACAACCGACCCACCCCGACAACGAUUAAAAAUAAUCUGCCUCACUUGACCGAGGCCAGCGAGCAGUUCCGAUUUCAACGAGAGAAUCUGAGCGCCAAGACGUCGCCGCCCAAAGCGUCGAACGUGAUGCACGAGGUGCAGGAUUGGUGGCGAGAACAAUUGGCCUACAGUAGCGAGAGCAGCGACGGCGAACACUAAGAAGAAAAAUAAAACACAUUUUAACACAUUGUUACAGAGUUAAGAGUUUUAGAUAAGUUUUGAUUGUCAUCAUACGGAUGAAUGGCAAUUUUUAAACAGUCGUGUCACUAUUGAAACCUUGAAAAAAAUUUUUAGCCAAUGUUUUUCAGAUAUUUUUAUAAAUUAUUGUAAAUAAUUAUCUAUCCAUUUUAUCCUUGACUCAUCGAAAAAAGUAUCUUGUUUUUUCUUUUGAGACAAAUUUGUAUAUAAGAUAUAAGUUAGCAUACGGGAAUGAAGCUAGUUUCUAUUUGUUUGAAUUGGUAGCAGGACUUGCCAAGCAUAGCGAUGUAUUGUUAUAAAUAAUAUAUACAAAUUGUAAAUAUUCUAUAUACAAAGAACGAAGUGGACA